AUCAUUAGAGCUGAGCUUGAGCCCAGCCUGGACAUUUCGGCACUCGGGAGCUUAGCAGGACGAAGGAGGUUCUGUCUGGCUGCGUCCGAACCUGUGGAACUUCGGCCUGCUUGCUUUGUCUCCUCCGUCUCGCUGGGCUCCAUCACCCUCUGGUCUUCCUGACCAGGGACUGAGGCUGGAGUGGAGAAGAGCCGAACUGAACCGUCUGCUUCUCCCUCGUCCGACUGCACGACGACUCAGGCCGGCAGGCUCCAGCUUUUCCAGCCCUUUGCCUCUGGAUACGGGCUAAAGGAGGACAAAGAGAAGGGACGGGCUGUUUGGAUCGCGUCGAGAUGGCCCUGUGGUGCUUCGCCAUGCUGCUUCUCAUCCCUGGCCCUGCAGCCACGGCCACAAGUGUAUUGAAUUCCUUGGGAUGUGUUCCGGAGCCCAUCCGCAAAGACCAGGCAGUCAGGGUCUUCUACACAACUAGUGUGGUGCCCAGUGGUUGUGAGGCCCAUGGUCCAAUUGAGCCUGACCUCGAGGUCCAUGUUCUGAAUCUGAGAUACAGCAGACCCCAGAUGGCCACGCUCCAGCUCAACGUGUCUUCAGGGGCAGCCCAAGGCAAGUGCAAAGCCAUUUUCGUUCUGAACGCCAACAGCAGUUUCGUUCUGACAAUCCAUUCUGACGAAGAUUGCCGCCUCCACGUCAUUCACGGUCCUCGUAGCUACGUCAUGCCUUCCCGUCAUAACUCCACCGCAACCGUCCUGCCUUUCUCCAGCGAGCAACUUUUGACUUGGGCCAAGGAAACGUACGGAGGCGUCUCUUCCUUUGCGGAGUUAGAAGAUCCUCAAUGGAUUCUCUUCCGAGUAGGGAGAGAGCCCAGCGCAAGCGAAGAUUGCAUCUUGGCGCAGAAUUUCAACGCCGAGUCCUAUCUAGAGGUAGAAGUCCUUUCCCACAAGGUGGAGAUCUGCUUGGAUUCCCACAAAGCAUCUGGAAACGUGGCUCACAUCCUGUGGCUGCAACAGAGUCCAUCAGACGAGAGGAUGCAAACGGUGGAGCUGAACAUCAAAACUGUUUGCAAGGAUGGCCGUUCGGAGCAAAAAGCAGAGCUGCCCAUGGCUUUGUGGCUGAAGAGCCACCAAAACACGCUGUGGAAAAUGGGCCACGGGUUCUCAUUUGUGCAACUGUUGGCAUCUGGUAAAUAUUCAUUUGCUACCUUCUCUGGGGUGCACAAUGGUACGACGCUUCCCGACAACAAGGAGGAACUGAUACAAAAGGCCCGCAACAAUUCCUUCAUGACUUCUUACACCGAAAUCCCCUCAGCCAAAAGCAUCAGCCUGGAAUAUAAGAGGAUUUGCGGCUCAGCCAUAGUCACAAUCACCCCACCCCCCCAGACAGCAGAAAACCUGACUGUCAAGGUCCACCAGCUCAUCAACCUUUGCAAGCCCUGGAAGUGCUUGGAUAGCAGCAUUGAAAUUGCUCUCCUCAAGAUGUAUCUGACGGUGUUACCUACCCGGGUCGAUGCCGUCACCUUGAAAGAUCCCAGUUGCAGGGCCAGAGACAACACAACCCAUUUUGUCCUCAACAGCAUCCUGGACAAAUGUUCCACCCAACUUGAAGGGGGUGUCCAUGUGAAAAACCAGCUCAUCCUAACUCUACCAGUGUCACCGGGGAAAGUCACGGUGCCCUUUGAAUGUGACCUACCAGAGAAAGUGUCUCUCCAGCUUUACAACUCGGAGGAUUUCAACUUGCCGAGCAAUCCGGUGAUACAAGCUCACCAAGUCACCUACGUGGAGGUCUCACUCCGAACAGCCAUGAAGCAGUUUUCUCUAGAAAUGGAAGACUGUUUCUUAAAACCCCGAGACAGCCCGCCUCAGUUGUUCUUCCACCAAGGGCUCUCUCUGAGCUACUCGGUGGAGACCCUGAAAUCCCCCAGCCCGAAGACCCAACGCUUCAGCUUCACCUACAAGCCAGAGGAAGAACUGUGGUCCAUCGAUUCGGCCACCUUGGUUUGCGUGGUCCAUCUGAACACCUCGAGCGACAAACGCCGAAGCUACGAAGGCUCUUUAGAAGUGAUGCUCAAAAACUACAAUCCUGGAUCCCACAACCAAGGUUUGAGGAUCAGCACCGUGCUGGGCAUCGCCUUUGGCGCUUUCUUGAUCGGAGUCCUGCUCACUGGGGCGUUGUGGUUCAUCUAUUCUCACACUCGUCCGAUCGCCAAAACCCAGCCAGCCUUGGCAAACGCACCUGCGUCGGAGAGCAGCAGCACCAACCACAGUUUGGGCAGCACCCAGAGCACCCCCUGUUCCACCAGCAGCAUGGCAUAGCACCCCCAAAACGGGGAGCCACCAGCUUAGAGGGAAAGCACCAGGACUGCAAAGCCGUUGGGUUCCAAGGUUGGCGAAGAAGGUUCCGCUUCAACCCAACUGACUUCUGUUCUUCUCCUUCAUACGUCGAAAUGUUGGGUGUCUCCAGCCAGCAACUUCAACGGCUACUUCUUGGAAACUAUUGGAUUUCCUGAGGGGCACCCACCCCCCUUAAUCUGGGACUAGAAUUGUGUUCCAUUUCAUUGUGGCCAAGGUCUUCAAGGAUGGACUGUUGGAGUACUAGACUCUUCUCCUGUUAGGUACCAGCUAGAGAGUGGGAGAGCGUCUAUACAUCGUUGCCGAUUUGUUAACCACAGGAGCAGCUAACCUCGCUUUUGAAAGAAACCAGGAUGAACUAGGCUUGUAGAGGUUUGCUUUGUCUCCUGGCUAAAAACCCUGGAGACAAAAAAUAUUAUCUGAAUCGAGAAUCCCGCAGGAUUGACAAGUGUUAGCUUCUCGUGGGUCUGUCCUCCCGUUGUCAAGGCCCAACUUUGCUCGUAGGGUGGUGGGCAAGGCUUUGGGCCAUCCCUUACAGAGGUCUUCUGUGGGUCAUCAAACCCAGAUCAUUCCAGGAAUUUUGGUUCCCCUUUCUGCUGGGUUUGAAUUCGGUUUUCCUAGCGGGAUGCUCCAGGGUUGCCCCAAACUCCGAUUCCCAUCAACUUUCAAGAGCGAACAAGCUGGGGAUCAUGGGAGUGAGUGCCCACUUGAAAAGCACCAGCUUCUUAAGAGAAUAGCGAAGGCCCCUCUUAAAAUUGGCUUCACAGCAAGCUUUCAAGAUAGAAGCAGCAGGAGUCUGAGCAGGGGGGGUUAGACUAGAAGACCUCCAAGGUCCCUUCCGUCAUCCUGUUAAGUCAAAGAGUUAAUUCAGGAGGGGGACCCCAUUUUCUGUGUGUUUUGCAGCCCCCAGGUUAACUGCAAAUCACAAUUCUGUAUAUUUGGCCCUCCAAAAUUAACACCAAUUAUACUCACUUCAGCCGGUUGUGUGCAAAUAGCUAAUAGACUUUAGCAUCUUCCUCAUUGUAAAAGGACUUGGGGCGGCCUCAGUUCUGAAAAAAAAAAUAUAAUUGUUAUGUAUAUAAAUAACUAAAUGUAGAAUAUAUUUUGUAAACUGCAUACAGGGAAAUAAUACACCUACUCACCAUU
Molecule: messenger RNA, 3488 nt
Organism: Crotalus tigris (Tiger rattlesnake)
Lineage: Eukaryota; Metazoa; Chordata; Lepidosauria; Squamata; Viperidae
Gene: ENG
Product: endoglin
Exons: 15
Coding region: 333-2306 (657 amino acids)
Biological process (GO): vasculogenesis
Source: RefSeq, a predicted model, not a curated record